AGGCAUUCACGUGAGAGACAGCACAGCACGACGAGUUGUGACAACACAUAAUGACGCCUCAACACAUAAUGAGCAGGAUGAAGUUACAUCAGCGUAAUGCGCGACGGUGCUCGAGCGUAGUGCUCAUGUCACGACGGCAGUGGAGGUAUCCAGUGAUGGCGACCAGUACAAGGGCCUUCAGUAGCAGCAACAGCAGUAGCAACAGCACUAGUAGCAGUCCAGACGCCAGCCCUCCACCAGAGGACCCGUUCGAUCGGAUUCAGCCUGACAAACCUGAAGAAGACUGGUAUGGCCGAGUAAGGCAAAGGCAUCAACGUUUCUCUGAUGACGGGACUGGUGUCGAAGAUUCUACUACGCCACGUGACACGUCUGCAAGCAGUAGUAGUGACAGUUCUAGCAUGACCAGCACUUCAUCUUCCUCUUUCCGAAGUGGCACAAGGUCUUCUUCUAGGCAUGAGCGUCGGGAAAAUUUGGGUUUUGGUGAUAAGGAACCGGAGUAUAAUCUUGGGCGUGGCGGAGAUACACAUACAACAUCCUCUUCUUCCACAUCACAAGAGGAAAGUGGAUCUACUUUCUCAAAAUCAAGUUCCUCUUCUUCCGAAUCUGAGUACGCAACACCUGAUGCCGAACACGACGGGCACGAACAUCGUCGACAUCAAGGUCAAUCCCCAGCAGUAGAGGAGAAGUUCGAAGCCAGAAAGCAUUUCGCCUUCGACUUUUAUCCACACUGGUAUUUGGGUCACAUGUCGAAGGCGAGAGUGGAAAUCAAAAAAAGGGUGGAUCGCGGCGUGAAUCUGUUGCUGGAAAUACGGGAUGCGAGAGCACCGUUUAGCAGUUGUCAAUAGUAUGUUGAAAGGGAUAAAAAUGAUUUCGAUCCUGAGUUGAGGAUCAUCUAAGUGAGUGUGAAUUUCGUACGUCGAAGAAAGUGAAAGCAAUUUAUUCCCAGGCUUCCCAUCUAGACUUUGUGAUCAUGGUAAGUUUAGGGGGUCAUUUUGAUCGACAUACAUUAUCGAUCAUGUUGUUUCAACAAGCUUCUCUUUUUUCGCUUUCAACUUUGCGAAUUGCUAGAGGAGCUGGGGUUUCGACGUGAACACGAAGAGCGCCUCCAUCCUAUACCGGAAAACGUCGCGCGUCGCAAACUCAAGAAGCUGACAAUCUUCAACAAAGUGGACUUGAUAAAAGCCAGCGACGCAAGGCGGAUUUUGGGUAUCAUGCGGGAGUUGAGGAAACCGGCAUUAUUGAUCUCAGCGCAGGAACAUUAUGGAUCCUUUCUUGAUCAUCGUGUCACGAAGAAAUAGUCUUUUUCUAUCCGUAGGGGAGCCUUUCCCGUACAACUAGAGCAACUUCCAAAGUCCCCUCCUUCCUUCAACUAACAGCAACUCUAAUAUAUCGAUGCUCUAUCUGUCUAAAGCUUAGUAAAUCUCUAAGACUCAGUAAACAUGCGAAGAAUCCGAGAGUUUGUUAUCGAAAAUUGCGAUGUAAAGCAUCCAACCGUUGGGCUUUGGAUGAUGGUAAUUGGGAUGCCCAACGUGGGAAAAAGCACAAUCAUCAAUGGGCUGAAGCAAGAUGCGUGGAUUAUGGCAACAGGAAAUGUAAGACUUCUCUGCGCCCACCCCAGCUGGUGCUCUGGCCCUUUGGCCGAAGACUUUGAAAAGAAAAAUAACGUGGUGUUCGUGUUAGAGUACACCAUGGAGGGACCUUAUUAACUUUCUACUUGAAGUCGAGGUAGUUCGUACUGGGUGAAGAAAUUUUCGAAUCUUCUGGUAUCAAUUUCUCGAAUGUUGUCUAGUUACUACAUUAAUAGAGUCUGCUCUCUAACCUCCACCUCUCCCAACUAGACCCAAGUCUCACUGCUGGCGUCCGGAUGGAUUACCAAGCGACGACGAACCCUCUACCUGGCACGACGAAGCAUUGUAAAUUAGGACCACAAGAAUAAAUGCAUCGUCCCAAGAAUAAAUGCAUCUAAACAAGAUUGUAUCUCCCAAGUAGAACAAGCAUCUGGAGGAGCCUGCCGUUUUUGAAUGUUUCUCAAGGGGAAAGAAACGGGCACCAAGAUGCUUGUAGUGCAGAUGGAUUCAUGUUACAGUUCUAAGCAAGGGACAGAGCACUUUUGCGAUCUCGAAAAAGCCGUUGAUCCAUGUGAUCGACUCACCUGGCAUGAUGCUUUUGAAAAACGUCGAGAACCUAGAACGGCAGACGAAUCUGUGCCUUUUGGGCUGUAUGCCAGACCACAUCGUUGGCGAAUUCUACGUGGCUGACUAUCUUUAAGGCUUACAACUCUACUAAUCUCUUUCUAUUUUGAAAAUAGUGCAUCUUGCAGGAGCGGAAAAGGACAGGCUCAAGAUGAAUCCCCAAAAUGGGAUUUUUUUGGGUCGUAUGUAAGCUCUAAUAUCUCUUGUUCAAGCUGAACCAAUUAGGCAAUCACCGCUAUGCUCAAGUCCUCGACUUGCCGGACAAGAAACCGACGAACAGUAUCGACUUAGUCGUGCGCCACGUCGCGCAGAUCAUGCAACCUGAGUUGCCAAGUAUCGAUUUACUCGCCGGUGUGCGGUGGUUUCUGAAGCUGUUCAGACAAGGACACUUUGGCCCAGUGAUGCUGGACGAAUUACCAAAAUCUAACGAUGAAGUCAUGCUAGGAACGAAAAGGGUAUUUGUGACUGAGCCGCCUAAUCCGUGGACGGAGAAGUACAACAUAAGAAGGUAUCAGUAAAACUAGAAGAUGACAAAAAUGAGAAAUAGGAGAUGUGAAGGUGGUAAAAGGAUAUCCAUUUUUGUGUUUCGCCGAGAAGGUACUUGCCAG
Messenger RNA from Amoebophrya sp. A25, 2800 nucleotides. The record is from the annotation of a GenBank genome assembly. NCBI's taxonomy places the organism in Eukaryota, Dinophyceae, Syndiniales, Amoebophryaceae.